Ziziphus jujuba (common jujube) is the source of this 1643-nucleotide messenger RNA. RefSeq names its product putative ETHYLENE INSENSITIVE 3-like 4 protein. Gene Ontology annotation, cellular component: nucleus. The record is from RefSeq and is a predicted model, not a curated record. Gene Ontology annotation, molecular function: DNA binding; DNA-binding transcription factor activity. Bases 18 to 1415 code for a protein of 465 amino acids. The transcript has a single exon. NCBI's taxonomy places the organism in Eukaryota, Viridiplantae, Streptophyta, Magnoliopsida, Rosales, Rhamnaceae.
UUUACUUCACAGCAAUCAUGGUGAAGUUUCAUGAAGAUUUCAAUAAUCCUGAAGAAGAAGAAGAAGAAGAAGAAGAAGAAGAAGAAGAAGUUGGAGAAGAAAUCAGCUAUGAUGAUCUCAAGAAGCGCAUGUGGAAAGACAGAGUUCUCCUCCAGAAGCUGAAGAAGAAAAGCAAAAUCGAAGACCCCCAACCGCUAGCCAAACAAGACGCGUCCCGGAGGAAGAAGAUGGCGAGAGCUCAGGAUUCCAUCCUCAAGUACAUGGUGAAGAUCAUGGAAGUUUGCAAGGCCAAAGGUUUCGUCUACGGGAUCGUCCCGGAGAAAGGCAAAGCCGUCGGAGGUUCGUCGGAAAGUUUACGCGAAUGGUGGAAAGACAAAGUCCGGUUCGAUCAGAACGCUCCUCCGGCACUCACCGAGGUCUUGCCGGUCGUAGAACAACUGGAAGAAGGUGAGAUAUGUCCUGUUUCCUGUAUGCAUCUCCUCCAUGAUUUGCAGGACACGACAUUGGGAUCCCUUCUUUCUGCUCUGUUGCAACACUGUGCUCCUCCACAAAGGAGAUUUCCAUUGGAGAAAGGUUUAGCUCCGCCAUGGUGGCCCAAUGGGAAAGAGCUUUGGUGGGGUGAACAAGGUGUUUCGCAUGAACAUGGUCCACCUCCAUAUAAGAAACCCCAUGAUCUUAAAAAGGCUUGGAAAGUCAGUGUCUUGACGGCUGUGAUCAAGCACAUGUCAACAGAUAAUAUGGAGAGAAUGAGAAGGUUGGUGAGGCAGUCUAAAUGUUUGCAAGAUAAAAUGACUGCAAAAGACAUUGCUACUUGGUCUAAAGUUGUUAACACUGAAGAAACACUUCUACUACUCACCGAAAAAUCUCUCAAAAUCUCUGAAGGGGAUGAAGGUGAUGGGAAAGAAGAAGAAGGAGAGAAUCCCUCCAAUUCAAUUGUCAAUGAGAAAAGGAAGAACAUGUUUGAUAGAGAAGCCGUCGAUUUUUCACUCUAUGCUUGCCAAAACACAAUGUGUCCCCAGAGCGAAUUGGCUCUGGGAUUCUUGGACAAGAAUUCAAGAACGAACCAUGAAUUACUAUGUGCCUACCGGGGUGAUAAAAAUAUUGAUCCCUCGAGCAAUACGCAGAUGAAAAGCGUGACGGAUUGGAUGAAUAUGGAGCUCCCGAAGGUGAAUCAGGAUGGCGUUGUUGCGGUUACCAAUGUAGAUGGUGAUGAAGAGCAUUCUUGCAAUGUAUUGGCUGACUAUUCGAGCUGGGGUAAUACCAUUGAAGAUCUAGCUAUGAAUGCAGUUUUCGAGAUGCCAAAGGAAAAUAUGGACUUGGAAGACAACCCCGUAUUACACCAGCAUAUCUCAAAUGAUCAACAACAAGCAACUUCUAUUUGGGAUUUGGGUUUUCAUUGGCCAAAUCAAGCUUAGAAAUAUGAUAUAUGCUAGUUAUUAUAUGAACAAGUUUGAUUUUCAUAUACCCAUCUACGUUUCUAAUUAGGUUAACUAUGAAAUGAAUAAUAAUGUAGCUCAUAGCUAGCUAGAAACAUUUGUACAAUUUCAUUUAGCUCUCUUUCUAUCUAUCAAUAAAUAUGUACUAUAAUUACAAUAUUAUUAUGUAGGUUACUCUCCAAAAAUCCGUUGUGAUUAAUUUAUAUA